This is a messenger RNA of Malaya genurostris, 3003 nucleotides long. Its product is annotated as inositol-trisphosphate 3-kinase A-like. The coding region runs from base 656 to 2569 and encodes 637 amino acids. Gene Ontology annotation, biological process: inositol phosphate biosynthetic process. Gene Ontology annotation, cellular component: cytoplasm; nucleus. The transcript is spliced from 8 exons. The record is from RefSeq and is a predicted model, not a curated record. Gene Ontology annotation, molecular function: inositol-1,4,5-trisphosphate 3-kinase activity; inositol tetrakisphosphate kinase activity. NCBI's taxonomy places the organism in Eukaryota, Metazoa, Arthropoda, Insecta, Diptera, Culicidae.
CCGUUGAUGUGUAUGGAUGGAUACAGCGUUUAUUCGCAGCUUCGGCGCCGGCUCCACAAGCGGAACACGAACGAGCCGCGAUCAACAACGGUGCCUCGACGGUUUUGUUAUGAUUUGCACGGUUAGUCUGAGGCCAAGCGCCGAACAGGUCGAACGUUUUUUUUUGUUUGCCGCCGUCGUGUGCGUGUGUGCUGCUAGCUUCGUUCCCGUCGUAGCCCUAAUCGAAGCUGAGGGGAGAUAAACUACGGAGAAGAGUGCGAAACCUGUCGCAAACUGUUUCCUUCCAUUAUAGUAGCCUCGAUUAAAGUUCGCGAAAGAGAAGAAAAAGAAAAAAAAAAGUUGAUUAAUUAUUAAAAGUGCGCGGCCGCUUUCUCCGGUGUUUUUGUUUGAGUACGCAGUUUUGACUUUUGGAAGAUCGGACGGAUUAUGAUGGAGGCUGUUCUCCAGCAGAAACCAACCGCGUCAGUCCACCGGUCGUAAUCGUAAUGAAUUUCCCGGAAUAAAUCGUGCCGCACUGCAGCAGUAGCUGAAUGAUAUCAUUGUCGUGGCGAGUCCGCCCAGGGAACCGAAUCACAGAGCCAAGUGCCAAGUCACUGAGUUAGUCGGUGAGUGAGUGAGUGAGUGACUUGAGUGAAUAGCACCGAAGGGCUGUAGGAUGCCUAUUUGUACGCUGCCGACGGUUAGGAUCUACGAAGACUUUGACAAGAUCAGUGCCAAGGAGGUGUACUUCACGGACGCCGGAGAAAAGAUAACGCUCAAAUUGUUGCAUUUUCCGGAGCUGAGCCCCGAGGAACAGGAGCAACUGCAGAAAAAUAUGCCGGACAGCGGGGACGACAGUGAGAAUGCACGUGGUGAGGGCGGCAUUGGGACGCCCCCGCCGAUGGAAGAUCGUCAGAGGCAGCGAAAAAAAUCCACCGGUCGCAAGAUCAGCAACGAGCAGCGCCGUAGCAGUGCGGGUGGGGCAAGAAAAAAUUCCAAGGAAGACUUGCUGGUGGAACAGCAGGCGCAGAGUGUCGUAGCUCAUCAUCAUCACAAUGUGCAUCACCAUCACUACCAUCACCAUCACCACCACCAUCACCAUCCGCACAGCUGUCAUCAGUCGCGACCGUCGCCAGGCAUGGGUUCGGUGGAGGAGUGCAGCAAUGGACCGUCGUCGUCCUCGUCGUCGUCGUCGUCGUUGCGUCGCAGACUCACCGCCGCCAAUCGGUCACCGUCGCCGAGACAUGGCACUUCCAGUCUCUCUCCGGGGUACGAACAGUACCAAAUGUCCCUGCUGGAAGUUCCGAUGCCGUGGGACUACGGGGACGCCUCCAGUGAUGAUCUCAGCUCCGAGUGGGAUUCGGAUGUGCCGGAUAUGCGCCCCGAUCAGGGACCGAAGCCCUCGGGAUGGCGAAAAUUGCGCAACAUCGUCCAGUGGACGCCAUUCUUCCAGACGUACAAGAAACAACGGUACCCCUGGGUUCAGCUCGCCGGUCACCAGGGAAACUUCAAGGCCGGACCCGAUCAGGGCACAGUGCUGAAGAAGCUGUGCCCCAAGGAGGAGAAGUGUUUCAAGGUCCUCAUGAAAGAUGUCCUCCGGCCGUACGUUCCUGAGUACAAAGGCCAAGUGAACAGCGAUGAUGGAGAAUCCACCUACAUCCAGUUGCAAGAUCUGCUCAGUGACUACUACCAGCCGUGCGUGAUGGACUGCAAAAUUGGCGUACGGACCUACCUGGAGGAGGAGCUGUCCAAAGCCAAAGAGAAACCGAAACUGCGAAAGGACAUGUACGAAAAGAUGAUCCAGAUCGACCCGAACGCACCGACCGAGGAAGAACACCGGGCCAAGGGGGUCACCAAACCACGCUACAUGGUCUGGCGGGAAACGAUCUCCAGUACCUCGACGCUCGGUUUUCGGAUAGAGGGCAUUAAGAAAAGCGACGGUACCAGUUCGAAGGAUUUCAAAACGACCAAAUCCCGAGAACAGAUCACGGAGGCGUUCAAAGAAUUCACCGAAGGCUUCCCGCAUGCAUUGCCUAAAUACAUCCAACGAUUGAAGGCGAUCCGUGCCACCCUCAGCUAUUCGGACUUCUUCCGGCGACACGAGGUGAUCGGCAGUUCGCUGUUGUUCGUGCACGAUCGACAUAACGCCAGUGUGUGGUUGAUCGAUUUUGCCAAGACGGUGGUUCUGCCGGACAGUGUGACCAUCAGUCACGAUAGCACCUGGAAGGUUGGCAACCACGAGGAUGGCUACCUGAUUGGGAUCAACAAUCUGAUCGAGAUAUUCGAUGAACUGCUCGAAGCUCGACAGGCAGCACUCAACGAGCGGAUACCGAGGCUGUCGUUGCCGGAUCUGGACGAUUCCGGCAAUAACAAUAAUAACAACAACAACAAUAACAUUAAUAUCCGCCGUCGAAGUAGUCGCGAAGAAAAGACAUUCGUCAGUCGAGAGGAAGAUGCGUCGUCGGCCGUUGAUUUGACGACUUUAACAUUGAGUUCGAGUCUGCUGACAGAAGGCACCGGUGAAACCUCGGGCAGUGUUGCCAACUGUCUGAAUAAUAACAAUUGCGACUGUAAAGCCGAUGACAGCUAGAAGCAUUGACGAGUGUGUGUGUGUGUGUGUGUGUGUGUGUGUGUUUGGGUGGAUGUUUCUGUUUGUGUGUGAGAAUAUUUCAUAUCAAGAGUCUGACGUUGAAUUGAAACUAAGCUGUCGAUUUUUGAAACAAUGGCAAAAAUUUCCAUCAAUGACGUUUCGGAACCAUAAAUUGUAUUACAGUAUACGAUAGCCAGCUAUAGUUUAACAGUGUACAACUCGAACAGUAAGGCAGAUUAGUUUCUUUUCCUAUAGGAUGAGAUUUUUCGUUUCAUAAUUGUUUUUUCGCGAUUCUGAUAGGCAAAUACGUAAUCAGUUUAACAUAUUUAUCGUACACAUGAUCCUUAUUCCAUUUGGCUAUUCUAGAAGUUGAGUGCAACGAAAUUGUGUUUGUUAUAAUGAGUAAUAAUUAUAUGCAUUUUAUGAUAUAUUUU